AUGCAGAUGAUAAAUUUAAAAAGCGAUGAAAUGCUGGACGAAUGGGAGUGGCCAGCAGAUUGCAAGGCCCAGCAAGAGAUCGAGAGACAUCUGCGGUGUCAGAUCUGCGGUGAUUUUUUCCAUGGUCCCGUACUACUUCCUUGCUCACAUACAUUCUGUUCGACGUGCGUACGUCGUUUUUUACAGAGUAAAGGGGCAAAUGCCUUCUGUCCGCAGUGCAAACAGCCUUGCACCUCUCGAGAUUUGGUUCCCAAUCGGGCGCUAGAGCAGGUGGCAUUGUUGUUUGAAAAGUCAAAGCCAGAUUUACUCAAGAGAUUGCAAGGCACUGGAGAUCUACGUUCGUCCACGUCUACGCCCAAUAGGGAGAGCGGAAAGGUGACAAAGAUCAAGCAGGACAAACCAGAACGUAUGCCACUCUUGUCCUAUAGUGUUAUGAGAGACAAAGAAGUGAGGAAACUACUAGACUCUAUCAAUGUCCGAGUACCUACAAAAAACCGAGAGGAGAUUAUCCAGAUUCACAAAGAGUUCGUUCUGCUGUCAAACGCGCAAGCAGAUUCAAUUAAUCCAAAAACCACAGCUCAAUUGCGAGAAGAAGUGGUGCGGAAUCAUUAUGCAAGAAUGCAGCAGAAGGCCAAGACAGACGCGUUGAAACGCAGUCAAAGUGGAAACGAAAAUUUAGGAAGCCCGGCAUCGGGGGUGUCAAUGCAAAUGCGUGCUAAUUUUGACAAACUCCGACAGGAUAUUGCCGAUAGAAAAGCAGGUAAACGACCUCCAACGCCGUUGACAGAUACUUCGUCCACUGACACUCCACAAAAGGAAGAAAAUGGAGCAUCGGUUGGUGUAUGGCGUCACUUUUGCGCUCUAGACACAAGCCUUAAGCAGGAAUUCUACGUGAACUCCGUGACACAUGAAAUUCGUGUUAUACUACCUUCCCCAUUCGUGCAAGAGCAGUCACCAGCGAACCGCUACGAUGACCUGAACAGUGUUGCGCGUGCUGUGGCUGAGAGAGAACCAGCAGGCUGUGACGACGUGGCAAAAGCAGUAACUCCUCUGAAGUCAAAGGCAAAGGCCAAGCGGGCUAUUGCUGCAGCGUUCGCUUCACCAGACGCAACGUCUGACUUUCAAAGCGCUACAGAAGAAACUGUCAUCGUAGAAAAUGAUGGUGAAGACGGAGAGGAGAAACAGGAGCAAACAGGUGAACAGGAAAAGCGGGACAGUCUAGGUAAACAUGCUCGAAGCACUACUGAUGGCGCCAGCUUGGCAACAGAUGACUCAAUUGAAGUAACUGAAGACACGACUGAGGCUGCUAGCGAGUGGCAGUGCUCACGAUGUACAUUAAUCAACACAGCGACGUGUCAACAAUGCGAGGCAUGCGGCUUUGAACCGGCAUCGAUCCCAACCAAGAGGCGCGUACGCAAGAAGAUGCAUUUCCAAAGCAAAAUAGCUUUGUCAUAG
Molecule: messenger RNA, 1455 nt
Organism: Peronospora belbahrii
Lineage: Eukaryota; Oomycota; Peronosporomycetes; Peronosporales; Peronosporaceae
Source: the annotation of a GenBank genome assembly